AUGCCUGUCUUUGAAAUUAUUACGAAUCAUUUUCCUUUUUCAUCAUUCUUUAUCUUUUCCCUUCUUUUUCUCCCUUCUUUUUCCUUUUCCUUCUUUUACUUCCUUUUCUUUCCUUUUCUUACUUUUUCUUUCUUCUCUAUACCGUUCCUACUUUUUCUUUCUUUUCUUUCUUUUUCUUUCUUCUCUUUACUUUUCCUUCUCUAUCCUAUCAUUCUCUUUCCUUUUCAUUCUAUUUUCUUCCUUCUCUAUCAUUUUCCUUCUUUUUCUUUCUUCUCUUUCCUUUUCCUUCUUUUUCUUUCUUCUCUUUCCUUUUCCUUUUUUCUUUCUUCUCUUUCCUUUUCCUUCUUUUUCUUUCUUCUCUUUACUUUUCCUUUUUUCUUUCUUCUCUUUCCUUUUCCUUCUUUUUCUUUCUUCUUUUUACUUUUCCUUUUUUCUUUCUUCUCUUUCCUUUUCCUUCAUUUUCUUUCUUCUCUUUACUUUUCCUUCUCUAUCCUUUUCAUUCUCUUUUCUUUCUUCUCUUUCCUUUUCCUUCUUUUUCUUUCUUCUCUAUCAUUUUCCUUCUUUUUCUUUCUUCUCUUUCCUUUUCCUUUUUUCUUUCUUCUCUUUCCUUUUCCUUCUUUUUCUUUCUUCUCUUUACUUUUCCUUUUUUCUUUCUUCUCUUUCCUUUUCCUUCUUUUUGUUUCUUCUCUUUCCUUUUCCUUUUUUGUUUCUUCUCUUUCCUUUUCCUUUUUUCUUUCUUAUCUUUCCUUUUCCUUCUUUUUCUUUCUUCUCUUUACUUUUCCUUUUUUCUUUCUUCUCUAUACUUUUCCUUCUUUUUCUUUCUUCUCUUUACUUUUCCUUCUUUUUCUUUCUUCUCUUUACUUUUCCUUUUUUCUUUCUUCUCUUUCCUUUUCCUUCUUUUUCUUUCUUCUCUUUCCUUUUCCUUCUUUUUCUUUCUUCUCUUUACUUUUCCUUUUUUCUUUCUUCUCUUUCCUUUUCCUUUUUUCUUUCUUCUCUUUCCUUUUCCUUUUUUCUUUCUUCUCUUUCCUUUUCCUUCUUUUUCUUUCUUCUCUUUACUUUUCCUUCUCUAUCCUUUUCAUUUUCUUUUCUUUCUUCUUUCCUUUUCCUUCUUUUUCUUUCUUCUCUUUACUUUUCCUUCUCUAUCCUUUUCAUUCUCUAUCUUUUUCAUUCUAUUUUCUUCCUUCUCUAUCCUUUUCGUUUUCCUUUUCUUCAUUCUCUACACAUUUAUCUUACAUCCCUACAAUAUCAUAA
Messenger RNA from Acanthosepion pharaonis, 1251 nucleotides. Lineage: Eukaryota; Metazoa; Mollusca; Cephalopoda; Sepiida; Sepiidae. The record is from the annotation of a GenBank genome assembly.